Solea senegalensis (Senegalese sole) is the source of this 1554-nucleotide messenger RNA. RefSeq names its product RAB27B, member RAS oncogene family (gene rab27b). NCBI's taxonomy places the organism in Eukaryota, Metazoa, Chordata, Actinopteri, Pleuronectiformes, Soleidae. Gene Ontology annotation, cellular component: secretory granule; melanosome. Gene Ontology annotation, biological process: positive regulation of exocytosis; melanosome transport. Bases 116 to 772 code for a protein of 218 amino acids. Gene Ontology annotation, molecular function: GTP binding; GTPase activity. The transcript has 7 exons. The record is from RefSeq and is a predicted model, not a curated record.
GUCUUCAGAGGAAAAAACAGAUGCUGGGCUGCUGGUCAGCUGCCUUACGUCUCCCUCAGGAUCUCGGUGUAGAAGCGACAGAGGAUCCUCUGAGGUUUAUAUUCGGGUCAUCACUAUGACUGAUGGGGACUAUGACUACCUUAUAAAGCUCCUGGCCCUGGGAGACUCUGGUGUGGGAAAGACCACGUUCCUGUACAGAUACACAGACAACAAGUUCAACCCCAAAUUCAUCACCACAGUCGGCAUCGACUUCAGGGAAAAAAGAGUGGUGUACACGUCCUCGAACCCUAAUGGGACGAACACAGGGAAAACCUUCAAGGUCCACCUUCAGCUUUGGGACACGGCCGGACAGGAGAGGUUCCGCAGCCUGACAACGGCGUUCUUCAGAGACGCCAUGGGGUUCCUGCUGAUGUUUGACCUCACCAGCCAGCAGAGUUUCCUCAAUGUCAGAAACUGGAUGAGUCAACUACAGGCCAACGCCUACUGUGAGAACCCAGACAUCGUGUUGGUGGGAAACAAGGCCGACUUGGCCGACCAGCGGGAAGUUCAGGAGAAACAGGUCAAAGAGCUGGCUGAUAAAUACGGGAUCCCGUACUUUGAGACGAGUGCGGCGACAGGCGCAGAAGUGGACCAGACAGUGAUCACGCUGCUGGACCUGGUCAUGAAGAGGAUGGAGCAGUGCGUGGACAAACCACCCGCAGAGGCCGCCAACGGCAACGGUGCCGCCAAGCUCGCCGACGAGCAGCCCAGCGCCAAGAAGUGUGCGUGUUAGGUCGAGAGGUCGAUUCAGGAAACCACGCACGCACAAGAGUCUGUGUCCGUCCGUCUGUACUUUCUACUCGUCACAUUCCCACCAUGGUUUUUACUCUCCGCUCUGUCACGUUUGACCGCAUGUUUCUUUUCUCCUUUUUCUUUUUUCUCUGUCUUUUCCUCUCAAACAUCAUGCUUCUCUGUCAGUUACACAGUGCUGCCGCCCUCUAGUGGACAUCAACUUAGCACAGUGUCAGUGUGUGUGUCUGCCACGGAGCUUUUGUUCAGGAGGAAGUGAAAUUCAUAUAAAAUGUGCGACCUGUUUUAUGGAAUUAGAUUUGUGUCGAUAUUUUCAAACAACACUUGUUGACAAAGUGAACAAUAAACAAAUUGCAAAUAAAAUAUGGAUUUAAUCGUUCAAAAAUAUUUAUAUAUUUUUGUUUGUAAUGAUUGGAAUUUUGUUUGCUCCGACUCGUUUGUGUUUGCGCUCCCUUGGUUACUGAGUUUUGGAGUGACAGCUCAAUGGUGCGUAAGUAGUCACAGGCUUGGACUCGCUGUCCGUCUGGAAUUUUGUUCCGACAAAAUAAUUGUAAGUAUCUAACGUUGAUAAUCUGACAGAUUUUGUCAGAUGUCGACGGGGAAAAUUUGGGGACAUGUAGCCAAUCAGCAGGCAGCUUCCCAAGCCCCGUCCAUGGUCAGAAUCGUAAACAACAAAACUGGCGCAAAGAAAAAGUGUUGGAUCAAACAAAAUUCUGAUCAUUGCAAACAAAAAGUGUCUUUUCAAAUGAAUAAAAUACAGUAUUU